AUUUGAAUUUCAAGCAGCUCCAUAGUCUUUUUCAUACUAUUGCUAUUGGUCCAAUCCACGGGCCACUAAUAGCCCAUGGGCCGACCACAACAUUUUUAACCCCUUUAUCUUUGCGCAAGCAAAACAGGGCAAAUGUCCGUGCCAACAGCAUCCUGUAUCCAUCAAUGCGGUUGCAGGGGCGCUACGCUGCGUUCCUCCGCCGGGCAUCAGCCCUGCCGUCCCUGCCGCUGGUGGCUUCCCUCCACGCCGCCGUGCUCCGCCGCGGAGUCCCCGCCCUCCUCGCGUCGUCCCUCAUCCAAGGCUACUCCGCCUGCGGGGACCUCGACUCCGCGCGCGCCCUGUUCGACGAAACGCCCCCAACGCUCUCGUCCCGCACCGCGCUCGCCGGCGCGCUCUCGGCGCACGGCCGGUGCGCGGAGGCUCUGGAUCUGCUAAAUGUCCCGGAGGCAGGGGUGGACGACAGGGCGGUGACGGUGCUCCUGGCGGCGUGCGCGCGCGCAGGGAUGGUGGCCGAGGGGAGGCGCGUGUUCGCGAGGGUACCCCGCCCCGCGCUGCAGCACUACACGUGCAUGGUGGAGAUGCUGGGGCGCGUCGGGGAGGUGGAGGAGGCCGAGAGACUCGUGGCCGGGAUGGAGGCGCGCCCGGACAGGGUCAUCUUGGCGGCGCUCCUCACCGCGUGCCGCGUGCACGGCCGGGUUGACGUUGCCGAGCGGGUGGCCGGGCUCAUGCGCCGGUAUGCCGUUGCGUGAAAACUCGCGGUCUGACUAAUGCAUCAUCAGUUGAAGACUUGAAGCGCAGUUCAGACCUCUGAUCUGAAAUGAUCAUCCAUCGCCAUGCAUCUUUUGGGUGGAUUGCUUGCUUGGACACGAAUCGGACUAAGAAAUACUCCAUAGAUGGCAAUGUGGUAGCGUUGCUUGUAAGUGCAUUGUAUGUUUUCAGUCAUUCAUGCAGCAAGAGCCCCUCCUGGCUAGUAAAAUCAGAAGUCUGUCUGUUGAUUCGUUGACUGACUGUGUCUGUUGUGGGUGGCAACGUCUUCAGGUCAGUUCUGGCAUUUGCAUGGACAUUGCGCCUGAAUGCAACAAAUGCCUCAAACCAAUGCCCACGAGGUGUGUAUGGAGAUUGUAAUGCCAAUUUUCUUGUCUCAGACUGCAAAUUAUUAUCAUAUCAAUUUGCUGUAGCUAGCAGUGCAGCCAUAGAACCUGUGAAACAUGGAUACUUGGUUACAAAGUUCAACUUUCAGUCAAGUUUUGUGCAACACGGGUCUGAUUGAGACUUCCAUGAAACCGACCAAUUUGUCGUUGCUGUCAUGUUUGGGAACUUGUGGUGAAGCAUGCUUGGAAUUAUUAAGGUCUAGAAGCAGCUGAGUUUUCAACGUGUUCCAUGGUAGGGAAUGUGUUUGCUAACACUGUUGGAAGAAUCUUGGUAUCCAGAUUUAUUUGGUACCAUACUUCCUAAGUUAACACAUAUGAAGGAUGUCAUCUGACUGGAGCUCUUAAGAUUCUUCUGAUAAUUAGGAUAUGGCUGUGUGUCUGUGACAGAAUCCAAAGUUGGGCCUAGGAAUUUCAAAUAGCAAGUUUGAAACGUGGGCCACACAGUAGCAGGGGUUGCAGAUACUGCACGCUCUGCACAUAUGCUUGGAGUUGACACUAAGCCUGGCCUGUGAUUGGAGCACUUCAGACUUCACAUCGUUGGGAUAAAUCACAUAUGGUGGCUGUAAUAGACUUGUAAAAGUUGGUGGGCCAGGGUAGGGUAUUUUACAGAUUCUGAUCCUGGAUUCGUGCUGACUGCAGACUAAUCGGCUAAGGCCAACAAAUUAGCAGGCAGAAGAAACGGAUAUACGCAUAAGCACCAGCAUCUUUGCCCUUCCUUGUAUCCAAUGCAACUCCUACGAAGGGAAUUUUCCGUGGCAUUUUUCAUGUCCAGCAAUGAUAGAUCGACAGUUCCGUGGCUGGCAGUGCGGCUCUCUCCUGUGCCAGUCAUUUUUACGCCGAUGCUGAUCUCUGAAAGGGAGAGGCAUCCAGAGGUCAGGUCAGAACAGAGGUUGGCAGCUAGCUGAAGCUUCAAGGCGAGUCCGACCACCGUAGUGGCGUCUGACGUAGAACCUGUCGCCAUGCACUUACUUGUACAGGCUACAAGUAUAGGCUCGAGGACUGUAUCAGAUUCGGAUCCCCGGUGCCGCAGUGGCGUUCGCAUCUUGGCUGUCUGCCAAGAACAGCGCACGGCAAUAAUGGCUGUUGCUUUCGGUCUUUUACUUGGAGUCUAGGGCACCACUGCCGAGCGUGCAAGGUUCCAACUCAGGUGACGUGCCGAACUCCAAUUAGGGACUUGGCUCUAUGCUAAUCUGCUUGUACAUGCGGAACAUGCCAAGAUAUGUAACUUCUUUGUCUUGCUGUGAAUAUGUGAUAGGUCAGAGUUAUUCUACGCUGAUAUUUUCUGCCAAAUUUUAGAGAAAGAAUGCUGAAUUCUCUUUUUACAAUA
Zea mays is the source of this 2478-nucleotide messenger RNA. Its product is annotated as pentatricopeptide repeat-containing protein At5g48910. Gene Ontology annotation, biological process: RNA modification. Gene Ontology annotation, molecular function: protein binding; RNA binding. The record is from RefSeq and is a predicted model, not a curated record. NCBI's taxonomy places the organism in Eukaryota, Viridiplantae, Streptophyta, Magnoliopsida, Poales, Poaceae. The transcript has a single exon. The coding region runs from base 165 to 749 and encodes 194 amino acids.